Messenger RNA from Rhodamnia argentea, 3348 nucleotides. RefSeq names its product alpha-amylase 3, chloroplastic. NCBI's taxonomy places the organism in Eukaryota, Viridiplantae, Streptophyta, Magnoliopsida, Myrtales, Myrtaceae. The record is from RefSeq and is a predicted model, not a curated record. Bases 110 to 2827 code for a protein of 905 amino acids. The transcript is spliced from 13 exons. Gene Ontology annotation, molecular function: alpha-amylase activity; calcium ion binding. Gene Ontology annotation, biological process: carbohydrate metabolic process.
UCCAUCUCACAGACUCCACAAAUAUCCCGACUCCCAGAGUGAUGACUAUCUCCUCCUCCGACGGCUCUUCCUUGCUCUUCUUGUCCGCUCUUCCUCGCUCGACCAAGCAAUGUCGUCGGCCUUCAGCACGGAGCCUCUGCUUCACCACGGCUUCCGGGAGAUCUCCAGGUCCCGCUUCCGAUCGAGGACGCCCACGCCUCCUCCUCCCGCUUCGCUGAGCUGCGCGCCGAAGCCGUCUUUCCGCCAUGCAAGGAGGUCGUGCGGCUUCGGACCGCGUCGCGGCGGCGCUCUCCGCGCGCGCGCGAGCUCCUCCGGUGCGGCGGUCGUCGAAGCGUUUGAAUCCACCGACGUUCUCUUCAAGGAGGCUUUCCCUCUCCGGAGAAAUGAGACGGUGGAGGGGAAAAUAUUUGUGAGAUUUGAUCAGGGGAAGGAUGAGCAGAAUUGGCACCUCACCGUUGGUUGUACGCUUGCUGGGAAGUGGAUUCUUCACUGGGGAAUUUCUCAUGUAGGCGACGUCGGCAGUGAAUGGGAUCAACCUCCUGCUGAAAUGAGGCCUCCUGGAUCAAUUUCUAUCAAGGACUAUGCAAUCGAGACACCAUUGCAGAAAUCAUCUACAACGAUGGAUGGGGACGAAUUUUAUGAAGUGAAUAUAAGUAUCCAGUCCAACACUAAUAUUGCUGCGAUAAAUUUCGUUCUGAAGGAUGAAGAAUCUGGAUCUUGGUAUCAGCAUAGAGGCAGAGACUUCAAGGUGCCUCUCAUGGAUUCUCUUCAAGAUGAUAGCAACAUUGUUGGAGCCAAAAGGGGCUUUGAUUUAUUGCCAGGUGCCCUUGGACAGCUAUCUAACAUACUCCUUAAAGGAGAAGCGUCAGACUAUAAGGAUAAAAAGGCCAGCAGUGACUUGGAAGUUUCGAAACAAGGAGUGCAGUGCCUUCAGGGAUUCUAUGAGGAGCUGCCUAUUGUUAAAGAAGUUUCCGUUCAUAACUCUGUCAACGUUUCUGUUAAGAUCUGUCCUGAGACAGCUAAGACUCUUGUAUACUUGGAAACUGAUCUCCCUGGAGAUGUUACUGUGCACUGGGGAGUUUGCAGAGAUGAUUCUAAAAUGUGGGAAGUUCCAGCAGCCCCGUAUCCGCCAGAAACAAAAAUCUUCAAGAACAAGGCUUUACGGACAUUGUUACAGCCAAGGGGACGGGAAAAAGGAUUUUGGGGAUUAUUUGCUUUGGAUGAAGAGUUUGUGGGAUUCCUUUUUGUUCUCAAGCUAAAGGAGGAUGUUUGGCUGAAUUGUAUGGGAGAAGAUUUUUAUAUUCCGGUAUCUAGCAUAAGGAGUUCUUCUCUUCUUGGACAAAAGGAAUCUAAUAGUAUGGAGACAUCUGGCAAAACCGCGGAAACAAAUACCGAAGUCAGUAGCACAGCAUACACUGACGGAAUUAUCAAUGAGAUACGAAACUUGGUUAGUGAUAUUUCAUCCGAGAAGAAUCGCAAGGCGAAGACUAAAGAAGCACAAGAAAGCAUUCUCCAAGAGAUUGAAAAGUUGGCUGCUGAGGCCUAUAGUAUUUUCAGAAGUGCCCUGCCAACUUUUUCGGAGGAAGCUGUUUUGGAACCAGAGGUACUGAAACCUCCAAAGAUAUUUUCAGGCACGGGAACGGGGUUCGAGAUAUUGUGCCAAGGUUUUAAUUGGGAAUCACAUAAGCCUGGAAGGUGGUAUAAUGAACUAAAGGAAAAAGCUUCACAAUUAGCUUCUCUGGGUUUCACUGUUGUUUGGUUACCACCGCCUACUGAUUCUGUGUCACCUGAAGGGUACAUGCCAACGGAUCUUUACAAUUUAAAUUCGAGAUAUGGAACUAUUGAUGAACUGAAGGACCUCGUGAAGAAGUUCCAUGAAGUUAACAUAAGAGUUCUUGGAGAUGUCGUGCUUAAUCAUCGCUGUGCACAACACAAGAAUCAAAAUGGUAUAUGGAAUAUUUUCGGCGGUCGUCUAAAUUGGGAUGAUCGAGCUGUAGUUGCUGACGAUCCUCAUUUUCAGGGUAGAGGCAACAAGAGUAGUGGAGAUAAUUUUCAUGCUGCCCCAAAUAUUGAUCACUCACAAGAUUUUGUGCGGAAAGAUCUGAAGGAAUGGUUAUGUUGGCUGAGGAGCGAAAUUGGGUAUGAUGGAUGGAGGCUCGAUUUUGUUAGAGGCUUUUGGGGUGGCUAUGUCAAAGACUACUUGGAUGCAACUGAACCUUCUUUUGCUGUCGGUGAGUACUGGGAUUCCCUCAGCUAUACAUAUGGGGAAAUGGAUCACAAUCAAGAUGCACACAGGCAGAGAAUUGUCGACUGGAUAAACGCUACAAAUGGCACAGCUGCAGCAUUUGAUGUCACCACAAAAGGAGUUCUUCAUGCAGCAUUGGAAAGAUGUGAAUAUUGGCGACUAUCUGAUCAGAAGGGAAAACCUCCAGGGGUUGUUGGAUGGUGGCCAUCUCGAGCUGUAACAUUUGUGGAGAAUCAUGACACUGGCUCUACCCAGGGUCAUUGGAGAUUUCCAAGUGGGAAGGAAAUACAAGGAUAUGCCUAUAUCUUGACGCACCCAGGAACUCCAGCAGUGUUCUAUGACCACAUCUUCUCUCACUACCAAUCUGAAAUUGCUUCACUUAUCUCUCUCAGGAAUCGCAACAAGAUCCAUUGCAGGAGCACUAUCAAAAUAACCAAGGCUGAGAGGGAUGUCUAUGCGGCCAUUGUGGACGAAAAAGUCGCAAUGAAGAUUGGACCAGGCUACUAUGAACCCCAAAGUGAGCCCCAGAAAUGGUCUCUAGUCCUCGAGGGAAGAGAUUACAAGGUUUGGGAAGCUUCAUAAUGUCCUCAUAUACUAGUGUUCAGUCCCGACCCAAUGGAAUCAGUCGACAGAAUGUUCCUCGAUGAAGUUCUCCAGAGUUUAUCCUCGAGCCAGUUGGAGCAUACCUGAGCACGAUGGUGUGCUAUUCCAAUAUAAUUAUGCACGAAUUGUAUCGAUUUAUACCUGGUGUGGUUAACUGGUCCAGCGAAAAAGUAAUGCAGGUGUCGGAAGCAAUAGUUCAGUGAUUAGCAAGUACUCCAUCACUAUGGAUGUAGACUAUAUAUUGAAUAUGACAGUGGCCCGGGCAUUGCAUCCCAGGUAACAUCCUUUUUUGUUUUCUGUCGAAAUCAUGUAAGAAUAGUUAAGACGCAAUCGAACAUUGAUUGAACCCAAGGAAAUCCUGCAGAUUCUGCUGGAUGGUAUUGUUCCACGAUUUGUACUCUGCAAAAGAAAUUAUGUUGUAUAAGAUACUUGAAUACACUACCGAUAAGGAAAGAUCAGUUCAAUGUCCUGUGAAGUUCCCGAUUGCACUUGAGAUUAAA